UCCGCUUGUGUGACAGUUGUUAAAGUCAGUGCUGUGGUUGACCAUCAAACAGAGGAUAUGAGAAGUGGAACUAUCAAGACGGCCCAGAACAGUUUCUGUCAGAAGCGAUUUCCUAGUCGGGACGAUUUAAUCGCCUGAGUCAUUGGCGUCUGUUGAGAGGCUAUAUCCGUUGACAAGAAACCCCGGCGGUGCGGUGCUGAGGAGAGAUAGCCCAAACCAAGUCAAAGGUCUCGCUUAUCGUUGAGACAAUGAUCGAUCUGUGCCGAGUUUGAGCUAUUUGGAAUUAACCCGCGUAGAUAAGCUAUCAUUGUAGAUGACAUCGUCAACGUCAUUGGCUGCGGUAUAGGCUAUUUGGUUUAAUGAAAUCCGCGGUGUUAAAAGUUUUCGGCAAGCAGAUGUGUUGACGUCGACGAUGCGCUCACCUUGGCACCAGGAAGUAUGCUUUUGACAACACCCCUUUUUACACUCCGUGUAGACCAGCCUACGAUCAAAAAACUAUCAUUUGACAUAGCGAGACGUGGCUCUGCAGUAUCUACAUAGGUGUUUUCAAUUCGUGUUUUUCCAUGUACAUGGUUAAGCACCUCAGCAAGUCCGUCACAGGUAAUGUUUGCUGCGUUCUGGACGAUUGCGCGGAAGCGAAUGGGUGACUUACAACCUGUGCAUAAAACAAGCUGCGACCGUCGUUUUUGAGGAACAUCGUCGUUAGUAGUUAAACGUUAUGAAGAUUCAUGGGAAGAUUUUGAACCACUACAUAUCCUGUAGUUCAUCUGUGGACAAAGAAGGAUACCUGUACAAGAAGGGCGAAGUGAACACGUCCUACCAGAAGCGCUGGUGCAUCCUGAAGGGGAAUCUGCUCUUCUACAAGGAACGGCAGAGCGAGCGGGACGUCCUGGGCGUGAUCGUCCUGGAGGGCUGUGCCGUGCAGCUGUGUGAGUCCGAGGAGAAGUUCGCCUUCUCGCUGGUCUUCAGCGAGCCGGGCCUGCGAACGUACAAGUUCGCCGUCGAGGACCAGCCAAGUCAGGAGAGCUGGAUUAAAGCCUUACUGUCUGCCAAUCAUGGCUACCUCACACUGCUCUUGAAAGAUCUGCAGGAGCAAUACCUGGAGGCGACCAGAGCAGCAGGCGAGGCUCCGGCCGACCCUCAGCGUCUGUGGGUGGACACUAUGGUGGGCCAUCCCCAGUCCUGGGGCCCCGGCUCUGGGUCUGUCUUCUACACCAACCCCCCGGCCCUCGAUGUGAGGGACUCUGCAGGCCACAGCUCCCAGCAGCUGCUCCAGGCCACAGCUGCCCUGGCCAAGGCAGCCAAUAAGAGGUCGCCCAAGCUGUGGCCUAAGCGGAACGCUCUGGUUGCCCCCAUCAACUGCCCAGCCCCACCCCAGGGGGAGUGGUCGGAGCCCACUGAGGACUUCGGGCAAAUGCAUGAGGAGUUUGGGAAAGAGGUGAAAGAACUGAUAGCUGAUUGGUUGAGGCGGAAACAGGGAGAGGCUUCAGGGGAGGGUGAUUUGAUUGAUCUGGGUUAACACGAAUAUGGAGUCGUGAUGCCUUUUACGUCAGAAGUUCAACUGCUGUAUUCUUUUUUUUUUUUGAAGGAUUUAAAACCUUAAAAUCAUGAUUGUAAAUUGAAAUCUGUAUUGCUAAGGAAUCAAUGUUAAUUUAAAGUCUUUCUAGGUUGGGCCCUAAUUAAGCUACAUUUCAAUAAUGUUUUUUUUUUUUUUUCGGUUUUAUUUGUAUAUAUUAUCAGACUGCACAGAUACUAUUACGUCCUCUAUGUACUAUUGCACCGUCCCAACACUGGAAGUCCUUGUACAGUACUGAGACAGCAGCGCUGUAGUGUUUUGUACACCAUGGUGCACUUGCCGUUGGCCUGGUAACCGAUAUCAUCAGGAGACCUGAGGUUUUCGAGUUGCCACGGCAACCUCCCAGGUUUCAGCUUUACUAUGGUGGCGGAUCAGAGCCAGAUCAGGACCGAAUCAGAGCUUCGUCUGGUCCAAACCCAGAUCUGCCUGCAGAGUCAUCUAAGAAUCUGUGCCAAUGGCAGCUCUAGUCUAGAUGUCAAAUUAAGAUGCCUUUCUUAAUAGGAUAACUUAUUUGUUCAGUUUGAUUGUAAUCAGUAGUGUACCAUGAUUCUAUAAAUGGUACCAUGGUACACUGUUAUUAUCAUGUCAUAUAGUCACAAGUCCUAAACUUAUAGUAACACACUGAUAAACGGUAAUGACUUGUGAUCAUUUGUCAAGUCAGUGUUGAGGCUCUGCGACUAUGCAGACCUUAAUUUCAGCUAAAAUACGCUGAGUCGUAUGAGGUGCCAAAGUAGAUUUUUUAAAUGGGUUGUUUAACCUGCUGUGAAACCUAACCAAAAUGUUUUUUUUUUUUGCAAAUGCAUUUCAAGUUUGAAAUAUUGUCUGGCAUAUUUUGAUUGGUUGUGUUCAAGGGUGUUUUCAUAAAUGCAAAAAAACACAUACAUGCACACACACAUGCAUACACACACAUGCACACACAAACAAAUGCGCGCACACACACACAGUUACAUUGACAUUGAUUUUAUGAUUCUGGGUUAUUUUUGUUUAUUGGUUCAUUGUUUUGUAAUAUUAAUUUUGAGAACUAAUAUGUUAUGAUGUGGAAUUUUUUUUUUUUUUGUUAUAUUUAUACUGUAUUUGUGGUACUUGAGUUAUGAUAACUCGUAUAGUUGUGUUUCAAUUCACAAGCCAAACCAUUAAAAGUGAAAGAUUAUCUGUUA
Molecule: messenger RNA, 2733 nt
Organism: Clupea harengus (Atlantic herring)
Lineage: Eukaryota; Metazoa; Chordata; Actinopteri; Clupeiformes; Clupeidae
Product: sesquipedalian-1-like
Biological process (GO): endosome organization; retrograde transport, endosome to Golgi; receptor recycling
Cellular component (GO): trans-Golgi network; recycling endosome; early endosome
Source: RefSeq, a predicted model, not a curated record